AUGGCCAUGAAACAAUAUUAUAUGCUCCGAGGACAGGAGCUGGAAGAGGACGAAUACCCCCUUAAUAAUAGUCGUUCGGCCAGGGGAAAAGGACACUGGAUACAGCGGGAGAACCAAUACCAUAAGUUACUGCGAGCGAGGACCGACGGCCAUUCACCAACGACAGAGUCUUCGUCCCGUAACCCAGAGUUUAAGUUGUGGGGAGGCGAAGAACUAUUCGAUCAAGGCGGAUCAGCGUGGCUAGAUAGAUCAAAGGUGUUUCGAACAACACAGAAAGAAGAUGUGGGUUAUGUUGGAAGUAUAUUCUGUCGCACAGAUUGCUGGUUGGAAAGCGGGGAGGACGGGAGCGUUGACAAAGAGCGGAUGUUGCGCACAAGAGGCACAGCGCCAUUCAAACGACUAGCAGAAUGGGGCCUAAGAUGA
Histoplasma capsulatum G186AR is the source of this 423-nucleotide messenger RNA. RefSeq lists its product as uncharacterized. The coding region runs from base 1 to 423 and encodes 140 amino acids. The record is from RefSeq and is a predicted model, not a curated record. The transcript has 2 exons. NCBI's taxonomy places the organism in Eukaryota, Fungi, Ascomycota, Eurotiomycetes, Onygenales, Ajellomycetaceae.